GAUCGCCGCGUCGACACGAAAUACAAAUAAAAACGAUAAAACGAAUAACCACGCACAAGAACGCGCAUGAACAUUUCAAGUUUUGAACACGUUCAAACGUGCAAGACUUCGGCGAAUCGUUUAGACGAAAAUUCUUUCCCGCGUGAAAACCCUCACGCCAUUCAAUCGCGCGGUUAAAACUGAACGUGUGAAGGGUGCUUUAGUUUUGUAUAUAUAUUCGUACUUAUCUGUUGAGGAGAGAUAUUUUUAAUUUAAAUGAUAAUGACACUAUUUCCUUUAAAGUCUGCAUUGUGGAUUUCCAGGAAGUUUAUGUAACUCAGUGAAGGCAAUCCGUAAUUACUAGCUAGUGCACAUACAUUAUGGAAAAAAAUACGACAAAAAAACCAUCAUUAUUCAGUAGCUUUCUACAUGAAAUUGAUAAUGAAAAAUUAGGAUGCGAUAUUCCAUGUUAUGAGACAUCGAUUCGUGAAACCUGUAAUUCAGAUGAAGAAAACGCAACAAUUAACCUCGACAAUAAUUUGAAUGAUUCCAAUGAUAAAUGUGAAGUGAUGCUUAAAGCAUUUAAUGAUGCGUUUGAAACUAUUUAUGGUGAUAAUGAGGUUAGUUGUAUUCAAGUUCAACAAUUAUCGGAAGAAUUUCAAUCUAAUUGUGUGCACUUUAAAAAUAUGUUUGAAAUCAAAAAAACUGAAAUAGAACAAUUAAAAUCCAAGUAUACUCUGAUGGAGAAUGAAUCACUUGCUACUAUAAAUAAAUUACAAUUUCAAAUCGCAGAAUUAAAAAUGCAAUUAAAACAGCAAUCAACUUUUUGUUCCAAUAUUGGGUCUACAUUUGGUUACUACUUGUGGAAAGCAACUCAAAUGCCUGCUAUAGUUGAUAUGGUUUUGCAAAAGGAUAAAAUUACAAAAAUGGCCAAACUAUUUACUGGUAUUCUUAGUUCCUUUGUAGAAACGUAUAAUAAUCAGAUGCCUCCUAUAAACACAUGUGAAACUAAAUUUAUAUUAAAUAUUCUGGGUAUAGUAGCUAAUCUAACGACCUCUAAAUCUGGCUGUCAUUUUUUUACACAAAUAAAUGAUGGGAUUAAUUUAGUUAAUCAUAUUGUGACUUUGGUGCUGUGUACACCUUAUUCACUUAAACAUAAUUUAAAGAAGAUUGCUUAUGCAGUACUGUAUAAUGUGAGUAUUCAGUGCAAUGGACAUGUGCUUAUGGAAAAUAAUAAGUUAAUUAAAACAUUAGAUAAUGAUUUAAAAGUAACUACUUACAAGGAUAUUGAUGAUACGUUAUUAUUUUCUUUAAAACUGUUACAUUCAUUGACUAAAAAUAUGAAUAAAUCAAUGUGCACCAUUGUUAGGAAUGAAAUAAACUUACAAGAAAUACUAAAAUUGACAAGAUAUACUGAAACAGAAUUAACAGCAAGAAAAAUAUAUGAAAACGUUAAUUUUUCAAUUGAAAAAUAUUAC
Sipha flava (yellow sugarcane aphid) is the source of this 1457-nucleotide messenger RNA. RefSeq lists its product as uncharacterized. Lineage: Eukaryota; Metazoa; Arthropoda; Insecta; Hemiptera; Aphididae. The record is from RefSeq and is a predicted model, not a curated record. The transcript has 7 exons. The annotation marks the transcript as partial. Gene Ontology annotation, cellular component: cytosol.